This is a messenger RNA of Porites evermanni, 1414 nucleotides long. Lineage: Eukaryota; Metazoa; Cnidaria; Anthozoa; Scleractinia; Poritidae. The record is from the annotation of a GenBank genome assembly.
AUGGAAAUACCAAACUAUGAUAGUGUUGAUGAUCCAGAUAAAAAAUAUAAACAGCUAUUUCCUUUUAUGCCAGCGGAUACUUUUCGAAUGUUAAUUUGUGGAAACAGUGGAAGUGGUAAAACUAAUUUGCUUUAUCAUAUGUUAAUUAAACCACUAUUAUACUAUGAUGAGAUUUAUCUUUAUGCGCGUAAUCUAGAACAGGAUAAGUAUCAAAAGUUAAUUCAAAAAAUGAGGGAGUUGAGUAGUGAAAUGGGGUAUGAAAUACUUCAUGUAAGUAAUGAUGAAAUAAUUCCAGUGUCAGAUUUGGAUUACGAAGACAAUCAAAAACUUGUGAUAUUUGAUGAUUACGUUUGUGAUAAAAACCAGAGACAACUUAUUGAUUAUUUCAUCCAAGGAAGACAUAAGAAUUGCUCUGUAAUAUAUCUCAGUCAAUCAUUUUACAAAACUCCAAAGGAUAUUCGAUUAAAUUGUUCUCACUACUGUAUGUAUGAAUUUCCAUCAUCAAGGGAAGCAAAUCGCAUAUCAUCAGAAUUAGGAGUUGAUAAAGAGGUUUAUAAAUCAGCAACAAAAAAACCCUUUUCAUUUUUAUAUAUUGAUAAACCUAAAAAACGUAUUGCAAAAAACUUUACUAGUAAUCUAUAAAAAAAUAUAAUUAUUAUAUAAAAUGGGAAUAUUUAACGAACAAACUUUUGAUCAUCCUUUUGCUAAAGGAAUUCAGGGUGCUCCAGGAGUUGGAUUUAGUCUAACAGCAGAUGGAAAUUAUGAUAUUAAUAAAAAAAGACUUACAAAUGUUGGUGCACCUAGUAAUAAUACUGAUGCUGCUACAAAAAAAUAUGUUGAUGAUAAUUCUAGUGGAUCACAAACAACAACACGAUUAACAGUUGAUUCAAACAUUGAUAUGAAGGAUAGAUAUCGUAUUUUAAACCUUAUCACACCACAGGAUUCUAAAGAUCCAGCAACAAAAUAUUACGUAGACAACACAUUUCUUGACAGAGAUGGAUCUUACCCAAUGAAAGGAAAUCUAAAUAUGGACAACAAUCGAAUAUUAAAUCUGCCAGCUCCAAUGGGUCCUAAACAACCAACACCAUUAGCUUUCACAGAUUUGAAGUAUCUUCACGUUAAUGGAACAAAUAAAAUGACUAAUAAUCUAAACAUGGAUAAUAAAAAAAUAAUUAACCUUAGACCACCAACAGACUCCACAGACGGUGCAACGAAAAAGUAUGUGGACGACUCAAUACCUGAUACUAGUUCUUUUAUAAAAAAGGAUGGAAGUGUUGCAAUGACUAGUAACCUAAAUCUUGGAAACAAAAAAAUAGUUGGUCUCGCAACUCCAGUGUCAAACACAGACGCCGCAACAAAGAAAUAUGUGGAUGAUAACACAGGUGCCCCAGAUUUGAGUGAUUACUUGGAAAAA